Molecule: messenger RNA, 912 nt
Organism: Helianthus annuus (common sunflower)
Lineage: Eukaryota; Viridiplantae; Streptophyta; Magnoliopsida; Asterales; Asteraceae
Product: ras-related protein RABA2b
Exons: 3
Coding region: 103-738 (211 amino acids)
Cellular component (GO): endosome
Molecular function (GO): GTP binding; GTPase activity
Source: RefSeq, a predicted model, not a curated record
CUAUUCAUUUGGUUAUUCUGUUUCAUUGUAUUCAAUCUGCUCUCAUUUCAUUCAAUCAUAUGCAAGUCUCGCACGGUUUUUUGAGGAGCAUAGAGAAAAAGAAUGGCAUAUAAGGUGGAUCACGAGUACGAUUACUUAUUCAAGAUUGUCUUGAUUGGUGAUUCGGGUGUCGGAAAAUCUAACAUUCUUUCUAGAUUCACCCGGAAUGAGUUUUGUUUGGAAUCUAAAUCCACCAUUGGAGUCGAAUUCGCUACACGGACUCUCCAGGUUGAGGGGAAGACGGUGAAGGCACAAAUAUGGGAUACAGCCGGUCAGGAGAGAUACCGAGCCAUCACAAGUGCUUACUACAGAGGAGCAGUAGGUGCGUUUUUGGUUUAUGAUAUAACAAAGAAGCAAUCGUUUGAAAACGUGAUGAGGUGGCUUCGUGAGCUAAGGGACCAUGCGGAUGCCAACAUCGUCUUGAUGUUGACCGGAAACAAAUGUGAUUUGAACCAUCUUAGAGCCGUUUCAGAGCAUGAUGCUCAAGCGUUGGCUGAGAGAGAAGGGCUUUCGUUCCUAGAGACUUCUGCGCUCGAUGCACAUAAUGUCGAGAAGGCGUUCCAGUCGAUAUUGCUUGAUAUCUAUCAUGUAGUGAGCAAGAAAGCCUUGGCUGCCCAAGAAGCAGCCUCUUUUGUUCCUACUGGCACCGCUAUUAGUGUUGAGAAUAAUACUUCCAAGGGGAAUUGUUGUUCUCGUUAAGUGUAUGUUCUUUUUUAACAUGUUUUGGUACUUGAAAAAGGCACUUGGCGUGACGUUUUGGUGGUAAAUUUGUCGCGCAUUUGCAAGCUUGAGCCUUGUGUUUAACACAAGAAAACAAAAGAGAGAGUAAGGGGAGGAAGGAUUGCUUAGAGCAUUGGGCUUUUUUUUGUAAGU